Messenger RNA from Tetranychus urticae (two-spotted spider mite), 1883 nucleotides. RefSeq lists its product as uncharacterized. NCBI's taxonomy places the organism in Eukaryota, Metazoa, Arthropoda, Arachnida, Trombidiformes, Tetranychidae. Gene Ontology annotation, cellular component: cytoplasm. The record is from RefSeq and is a predicted model, not a curated record. Gene Ontology annotation, biological process: cell surface receptor protein tyrosine kinase signaling pathway.
AUUGCAUGUGGGUCAGUGUUAAAACGUUCAAUUUAACCCAAAAUUGAAUAAAAUGAAUUUUAUAAUUUGUUCAUCGAAUGACACAAUCAGAAAGUUUAAAAAUUGAAAACUUACAAAUAAUUGUUUGACCAAAGUGGAAUCACAACUUAUCAUUGCAAUAAAUUCAUCAAUAAGUUGAUUAACAAUUCCUCGAACUUUAAUCAUUACCAAUGAUUGCUUGUAAGGAAGUUCAUAGUCAAUCAAUCAGUGCCCCUGACAUUGUCAAGCAAGGAUAUCUUUUUGUUAAGCGACCCCCAGGAAAUCAUUGGAACAAGUUAAAGGCUUGGCAUAAACGAUUUUUCAUACUGAGAGACACUGGCUCAGAACAGGGUGCUGAACUUGCCAUGUUUUACUCGCAAGCAGAUUCACGGAUAAACUCACCUUCACUUGGAGUAGUUUUACGUGAUACGGUUCACAUUGGAAUAGCCUCUGAAUCUCACAGAUUCCCGAAUGUUCUAGUUGUCGUUUUCAAUGGAAGAUCACCUUUACUUCUGGCUGCUGAAGAUGAACUAACUGCCAAAUCAUGGAUGCUGGCCUUAGAUCUUACAUGUCAAAAUGCAAAUCUCAAAGGAAGUUCAACUCUAACUUGGCAAUCCUUUGGCAAUAAAACAUGUUCAACCUCUUCAUCUUCAGUCUCUUCGUCCAACUGUUUAUCAACCUCAAACAAUACCCAUUCAACUUUCAUUGCCAAUCAACAGGUUCAUCAAGUGUCACCCACUCCAAUGGGCUCUUCCUCAGUACCAACAACCAAUUCAGGUUCCGCCGAAUCAGAUGAAUCCGGAUGCUCCUGUGCUCCAGCAUUUGUUCGAGAAUCAUCCAAGUAUGGGUCACACAGCGAUGCCAGUUCAAACAACAGUCAAAAUAGUAGUAGCUUAACCAAUGGAACCCUCGAAGACCUUGCAACAACCAAUUGCAUCUCAUCAUUGGGUUACAAUGAAUCUGACGAUUUUUGUCUAAACAAUUUUAUAACGAUUGGCAGUCCAAAGGAACGUUACUCAAUCUUUUUUGAAACAACUGAAGCUUCUGAACGAGUUGGACUUCGAGGUAAUCUGGAGUUAGUAGUUUUUGCUCGAGGAAUCGGCAUUGCUCGUAAAGGUGAUUCCGAGUGUUUCCUUUUAUGGCCAAUUUCGGUGAUUCGUCAGUAUCGCCUGGAAAGUAUGGACAAACACAGUCGCCGUAAAUACAAUAAAAGUAAAGUUACUUUGGUAACAAUUGAAGUGGGAAGACGAUGUUUAACCGGCGAGGGAAUAUUUAAAUUUACUUCUGAUCAAGGGCACGAUAUUAUGCGUAAACUUGAAAAGGCUGUUAACAAUUGGGCUUUACAUCGAGCAAGGUUAACCUGUACUCGAUCAAUGUACAAUAGUCAACAUCGAAAGGGUUUCCUUCGCUCCUGUAACCAUGAAUUUUGUAAAUUCAACUCGGAAUCAAGUAUCAAUGGAAGCUGUUCCCAUCGAUCAGCACCUUCAACGCCUGCCUUGAAUAAGCUCAACUUAACAGCAACCAAUUCAACUUCGUGUUCGGGUCGAUCCUCUUGCAUUGGUGGAUCGCUUACAUGGAGCAAUAACGCUGGUGCCGAUUGUAGUAAAAAGAGUCUGCUCAAAAGUGCUAAGGAACACUUGAGGAAUUCACUCAACUCGAUUGGCACUCGAAACACUAAAUUGCCCAAAAUAGAUGUUAAUGAUGACUUUGGUUAUGUUGAUUAUGAUUCAUUGUCCAUUAAAGCUCACAGAUCAAAUAGAUUUCUCAAUGGGUCCGUUGAUGAAAAGGGCCGCUCAAAAAGUGAUUCUAAGAUUGGAAUUGGUGAUCAUGAUGAUUGCUCAUAUCUUGAAAUACUUCCUUCGUAA